AUGUCGAUUAACGCGAAUUAUACUGAUUGGAACGUAGACCAUACAGAAUCGUCAAGGAGAAAGAAUAAUGACAAGGAUCUUCGGCAACGAAAGAGAGAAUUUAUUAAUAAACUUCGACACGCACGAACAAUAGAAGAACAAUUAGUCGAGUUUUCUGAAGUUCCACGAGUUUUAGAGGAGAAUCCAAUACCAGAUAUUAUUCAACUUGCUGAGAAUAAUAAACUUCGACGAUGUAUAGUGGAAGUAUUUAAAAAAACAAAAACUUGCUUUACCCAAAGUAAUUAUUCGGUUUUUGAACAAGUUGUUAAGAAUAUAUUUUUUCUUUUGGAGAAUCAAAAUACUGAUCCCGAAGCUCGCUCACUUUCUCUAAGAGCUCUUGGGUGUUUGUCAAUUUUAUUAACAGAUAAUAUAGACAUUCACACUGGAAUACUUCAACGUCUUGAUUCAAAAGUAGAAAUUGAAGCUAAUGCGGCAAUUUAUGCAGUAGACAAAAUAUGUUCCAAAUCUCAAGCAUUUGCAACUCUUACGUGUGAUAAAUUAGCCAUAAAACUCCAAUCCAAAGAAAUUUCUGAAACAUUUAAAUUAAAAUUAAUUCGAGUUUUACGUCAUAUGCAUUGGGAAGCCAAUUUGGCUCAUAAGACUCGAUGUAUUUGUUUGGAAUUGCUGGAAAACGAGACCGAUGAAAAAGUAAUAUUGACGAUAUCCAAAACCUUAACAUAUUUAUCAUGUCGGGCACCUAGUGAUAGUUCAGAACAAGUUAAUUAUGAUUAUGUAACAAUUAUUGAUUUAUUAAUUAUAUAUGUGAGCAAUUGCUCAUAUGAAAAUGUGAAAAUUAGCGCAUUAAAUGAUAUCAUGAAAUUGACACGUGUUAAAUCUAUAUUUGAAGUUUCGCAAGUUUUGAAAUUAUUAAAUUUAGUAAACGGAACAACAGAAAAGAACGUUAAAAUCAAAUUAUUUCGUAUUCUGACAUUCUUAUUUAAACAAAGAAAAAUUUUGGCAGGAAUUAUGUCAUGCAUUUCAGAUAAAAAUGCUAGAAUAGAAGCAAUUUGUUAUAUGCAAAAAUAUAUAGAAUUAAUUCAUCCAUAUUGGGAAGAAGUAGCUGUGAUUACUGUCAAAUUUUUUAUUGCAAUACUUAAUGAAGCAGAACGUAUAGAAGAGACUACUUCACAUUCUAUUGGAAAUGAAUGGGAUGAACUUUUUGCUGAAGUUUCUAAAGUUAUCUUGAUGGCCAGUGAAUUAAGAGGAUCCAUAACGCAGACAUUAAACAAUAAAAUACUUGCAAUUAUAAAAUAUAAAGAACUUUUACAAAUGCCAAAGUCAUUCUCCAUUAUGGCAAAGGUAAUUCUAAGAACACACUCAUUCGAAGUAGCAAAAUCAGAAGAAUUUCAAAAUAUGUUUAUUCAAUUACUUAAAGAAUUCGGGCAAUGUUCUAAAAAUAGAAGUAAUCAAUGGUUAAUAUAUUUAAUUGGGGUUGAAGCUGGAAAAUCUGGAUGUUGUAAUAUUAUGGCUAGCAUUAUGAAUAAUUUUAUUGCUGAAGUUGAUGUAGAUUCAAUACGUAAUUGGUUUAGAGCUUUAUAUAAUGUUGGAUCUGGUGGUAAUUACAUAAUGAUUUCGAAAAACAAAACACAAAUGCAAUCAAAAGAUGUUUUUGAUUUAAUGGGUGAAUCUAUUCGUCAUUAUAGUAUAUGUGAUGCUGAAUUAAAUGGAUUUAUGUCAUUGACGGAUACUUGUAAUCAAAGAUUUUUUUCCAGAUGGUAUUGUCAACUUCGUUGCAAUUAUUUGUCUACAAUGAGGCUUCUUUUGGAAGAAGCCACUAAAAAUCCAGGUGACACAUCAAGUUUUGAUGUAUCGAUGAAAUUUAUACAUGUUGAACUAAUGAGAACAGCGGAUUUGCAUAGUUUCGUGGCACGUUCAUUUUUUGAUAUUGAUGAAGAUACUUUUUCGCAUGUAGUUCAAUGUCUUACCAUUGAAGACGAAAAGUGGCAUAAUAAAACUGCCGUAAUUCCAUUUUUUCCACUGACGACAAAUGAAGUUCUCUCAGUUAUAUACAAUUAUUUAUUGGAUAUACUAAGCAUUCCAGUAAAUAUACCACCAUUUUUCUUUAAUAGGCAGAGAGGAACUUAUCUUCAAUGGCCUAAAAUGCCUACCAUUGAAGUAAUUUACGAUUCUCAGACAAAACCGGAUGAACCACAAUUUGUUUUAAAGUUAGAAGGAGUUGUGAAUCCAAGUCAAAAUUCUACGAGGAAAGUGAAAAGUCUUCAAUUUAUCAUUUUUUGUUCAAAUGAGAAUUUCUUAGAAUUUGCAAAUCCUGAAGAUACAAUAUAUGAUAAUUAUGUUAUAUCAGAAAUUGCAUUAAAACAUUUUAAAGAAAAGGAUCCCACCGUGACAACAAUUUAUAAUCACCCACUUAAUACAUUUAAUAGCAAUUCGUUCGUUUGCAACAUUACUCUUACACUUAAAUUAAUUAAAAAAUAUUUAAAUAUACAUAUUAAUUUGGUUGAUUUUAAUGAUGAAUCUUGGACAAUAGGACCUGACUU
Molecule: messenger RNA, 2537 nt
Organism: Diversispora eburnea
Lineage: Eukaryota; Fungi; Glomeromycota; Glomeromycetes; Diversisporales; Diversisporaceae
Source: the annotation of a GenBank genome assembly